AUGCCGAUGACAAUCGAUGCUAUUAUUAGACGUAAUAAAAAUCUUAUUAAAUACAAACUUACACCACAAGAAGAAGCUGAUCUUCAAGCUAUAAUGCAAUUUCUUCGACCAUUUUAUGAAACUACCAACGUUCUUUCUGGCAGCACAUAUACAACUUUAGGUAUCUCGAUUCUACUAAUCGAUGAUAUUGUUGAUACUGUCUCGUCUUGUAUUCAGGAUCCAACAACUGCUAUUCUUGACCCCAGAAUUAAAUUAGAACUAAUACCCGCUGAUAUGAAUACUGAAAUAAAUCAAGCUCUUUUUAAUAACAUUUUUAAGGCAGAAUAUUCUACACUUACUUUAAAUAAUUCGCCUAAUAAUUCAGAAGCGGCAGUAAAUUUAACAUAUACAGAGCAAAUUGCUCAGAAAAAACGUAAAACAAAUAUCCUUACUAAUAGAACUGAUGAAUUUUCUCAAUACUUAAGUGAGGCUAUUUUACCUAUGGAUGUUGAUCCUUUGAACUGGUGGAAACUUAAUUAUGCCCGUUUUCCUAAUUUAUCUCGGAUGGCUAAAGAUUAUCUAGCUAUUCAGUCUACUUCGGUGCAAGUAUUUUCCAAGGCAGGUGAUACAGUUAGAGCUAAGCGCGCACGUUUAUCUGAGAAAAAUGUACAGGCUCUUUUGU
Molecule: messenger RNA, 661 nt
Organism: Racocetra persica
Lineage: Eukaryota; Fungi; Glomeromycota; Glomeromycetes; Diversisporales; Gigasporaceae
Source: the annotation of a GenBank genome assembly